Molecule: messenger RNA, 258 nt
Organism: Linum tenue
Lineage: Eukaryota; Viridiplantae; Streptophyta; Magnoliopsida; Malpighiales; Linaceae
Source: the annotation of a GenBank genome assembly
AUGCUUGCUGGAAUUAAUCAGAAAAUUGGAGAUCUUGAUGUCACGGUGUACGAAUUUGCGACGUUGGAGGGAAACAAUCCCGCUCAAAAUUUGACGAGCGUCCAACGAAUGAGCCACGUUAGCGAUGUGAGCCCCCUCAAGGGAUCCGUCAUCCAUGAACUCGAGCAGGACCUAGAUCUCAUCGUUGUGGUCAUACAUUUCGUGACGACGUUGGGGUGGCUGAUGUCGCAGAGAAUCUUAAUCUUCCUGCAAAUCUAG